CUGAACAUAUAAAGGCCUUCAGAACUAUCCACUAAUCAUUCUACAUUUCAACAGCACAUAGAGGAACCACCAGCGACAUGACCCGACUACUGAUGACCGCGUGCGCACUAGCGCUGGCCGCGACGCUGGUGGCUAGUCACGCGAUACACGCUGGACCCAUCAUUGGUCAUAUUGACCACCCCCGAUACGCAUUUAACUACGCCGUCAACUCUCCCCACACGCACGACAACAAGGCGCAAUGGGAGACCAGGAACGGCGACGUCGUCAAAGGAUCCUACUCGCUGGUAGAACCCGACGGCAGCCUACGAGUGGUCGACUACUCGGCCGACGCUAAACACGGCUUCAACGCGGUCGUCAAGAAGAUUGGACCCACAGUGCACGAUUCCCCGCCUAUUGUCAAGAUCCACAAAACAGUAGCCGCACCAGUUUUAGCCCCAGUGGCAGCACCAGUUUUGGCCCCAGUAGCCCCAAUUGCAACUCCUGGUAACUACGGCUUCGGUGCUGCUCCUUUAGCCAUCGGUCUCACGAAAACCAAGCUCGGACCGUGGAGUCUGCCGUGGGAUCCUCUCACCCACUCCUACGGAGGAUGGGUCUCUGUCAGCUCACAUGGACUGCCUGGUCGAUACGCAACGAUUUUCAGCAAGAAAUAUGUCGACGGAAAACUGUACAAAUGGGCCACUGGACCUAUCCCUCUACCCUACGGCAGCUCACUGCUGUUCAAAAAGAAACAUUAAUUCAAAUUAAAUAGGGAUCUUCUUUAUGAUAAGGGGACAAAGGGAGUAUCUUAAAGAUACUUUUUUGAAGUAUGUUAUCGUACUGAAAUGAAGUAUGUGACUAGUCCUUAUAGUGCUAUUGUAAAUAAUUAGAAUUUAUU
This is a messenger RNA of Ostrinia furnacalis (Asian corn borer), 874 nucleotides long. RefSeq names its product cuticular protein RR-2 motif 136 (gene CPR136). Bases 78 to 734 code for a protein of 218 amino acids. Gene Ontology annotation, cellular component: extracellular matrix. The record is from RefSeq and is a predicted model, not a curated record. The transcript is spliced from 3 exons. Lineage: Eukaryota; Metazoa; Arthropoda; Insecta; Lepidoptera; Crambidae.